AAAAAAAACCCUACUUUUUAUUAUUAGACAGAUAACAUGCCGGUUAAAAAGUACAGACGUAAUAAACCCGGGUAAGUUUGAACGGUAGUGGGUGGGAGUCAAUCGAGAAUCUAAGUAAGAGUCAGUACACAGUAUUUCACUCAGUCUGUCCGCGAGCGUCUGACAAGUUGAAUCAGGCAUCAGCUCUUUAAAUGUACCGUCGUUUGAUAAACAAUAAACUCGCUUAAUAAAUGAUAACAAUAAAUAAUAAAUAAAAAAAACAUACCAAAUGAAAUUAUCACUUAUUCUUUGUGAUUUUUAGUGCUUAGUGUUAAUAAAAUAAUAAAAUAAAUAAAUAAUUAAAACCGAAAAAUAAAAAUGCGGGAAAUGUGUUGUUUUCGCGGUUUCUUAUCAUUAAUAUUUGUAUUAGUGAGUUACAGUUUGCUUGAUGCAAUAAGGAGUACAAAUGGAUUCAACAUCGAAACCAAACAUUACACCAGUUACAGGGAAGAAUCAUCUUCGAUGUUUGGAUUCUCUGUCGCCGAAUAUCGUGACCACAGUAAACGCGGCUGGGUCAUCGUAGGAGCACCGGAAGCACAGACAACUCAGCCAAAUGUAUUCCGUGGUGGUGCUGUUUACCGAUGUGACAUCGCUGUUGACGACAGUUGUAUACCUGUUGAAUUUGAUCGGAAAGAAAACAACUACAUUAAAAACCCAAAUCCACCGUACAACUUGAUACAAAUCGACAAUAAGACACAGCAGUGGUUUGGAGCAACUGUUUCUACAUCUCUCGAGGACGGCGGCCCGAUAUUGGCUUGCGCACCCAGAUACGUAUUCUUCUCUGUGUCCCAGCUGAAAAAGGAUCUGGGAGAUAGUUCCAGACAAUCUAUUGUGGGAAAUAGACGCGAUCCAGUCGGCACGUGCUGGGUUACCAAUUUUACGACUUCCACUGAAUUUUCACCAUGUCGAACACGAAAUUUCGGAUACCACCGACAAGGAUACUGCCAAGCUGGUUUGGGCGCCUCAGUCUCUCGGGACGGCGAGCGGAUCUUUAUCGGCGCUCCUGGAAGCUGGUACUGGCAAGGUCAGCUGUACUCGGUGAUGAGAAGAAUGGAUAAUUUUCCCUUUGUCCCGCCAGGAAAUUCUUCAUUCGGUGUCUUUCCAGGACAAACUUUCACACAAAUGCUGAACAACCGGGGAAAAGUUAUGUCCACGAAAGAAGGCUCUCCGGAAGAAGACGACAGUUAUCUUGGGUACUCGGUUACUGCGGGUGAUUUUAUUGGCAACGGAGAUAGUGGAACUGCUGUCGGUAUGCCAAGAGGGUUUGGAUUACAUGGAAAAGUGAUCCUUUUAACAUCGAAUAUGACAAAUCUACAAAAUAUCACCGGAGAACAAAUGGGUGGCUACUUUGGAUACGCAUUAGCGAGCGGUGACAUAGAUGGUGACGGAUUGGAUGAUUUAAUCGUCGGGGCUCCGAUGUAUACGAUACCUGAAAACCCGGAGAUGAAUUACGAAACCGGGCGGAUUUAUAUAUUUUACGGAAAGGGUCCGGAUAAAUAUCGUCAAUAUGUUACCAAAGACGGCGAAAGUAACAGAGGAAGAUUCGGUCUAUCGUUAGCUUCUUUGGGAGAUUUAGACCGCGACGGAUACGGAGAUUUUGCGGUCGGUGCUCCGUAUGCAGGUCCAGAAGGUCGGGGCUCAGUUUACAUUUAUUACGGGUCACGAGACGGCGUCCAAGAAAGCUAUUCCCAGGUGAUCCAUGCCCAAGAUCUGAGCAACCGUGUGGAGACGUUCGGGUUUUCUCUAGCUGGCGGCCUUGACCUCGACGGGAACCUGUACCCUGACAUGGUGGUGGGCUCCUACGACUCUAGCACAGCGAUGUUCUUCCGCUCGCGGCCCGUGAUCAAGAUGGUGCCUCAAGACACCUUCGUCGAGUUCGGGUCCUCAUCUAAGCUGAUAUCGCUCAACGAUAAGAACUGCACAUUGUCCGACACGACACCUGUUACUUGCCUUCCUCUCAAGGCCUGCUUUAAGUACACCGGAGAAGGCGUUUUGUCCAGCUAUGACUUUAAUGUUCAGUAUGUUCUGGAUGUCAAGAAGAGCAAAAGUCCGAGACUUUUCUUCUUGGAGCACGAAGGCAAACAUACUUUGAAUCAUACCAUCACUGUUGAUCGUAAUCAGCAGUUUUGUCGCACUGUCAAGGUAUACGUAACGCCGAGCAUCCGAGAUAAAUUAACCUCCCUAGACGCGGAGAUGCGUAUGAGUUUAGCCGAGGAACGUUGGACAGACCCACGACCCCGCGAUCCUCGCAUACCACUGCGCCCGGUUCUAGCGACGACGUCAUCUCGUAAAGACACCGUGUCAAUACGCAAGAACUGUGGCGCUGACAAUAUCUGUACCCCGGAUCUCCAACUGACAGCGACACCUAACGUUAAUCGUUACCUUCUGGGGUCAGGUAACCGCUUGGAGAUAGAUGUGUUGGUGAAGAAUGCCAACGAAGAUGCCUUCGAAGCGACCUAUAACCUGAUGCUCCCACCAGGCGUUGAUUACAUCAAGAUCGAAAGGAUUGAUAAGGCUGAGAUUCCUGUCCAGUGUUCAGCGCCGAAACAGUCCAACAACAAUACCCUCAAGUGUGACAUUGGAAAUCCUUUACCAAAAGGUAACCUCGUUCAUUUCAAUGUCUUGCUCCAGCCAGUUGACGUUCACGAUGAAAAGUCUUCCUACGAAUUCCGGAUGAAUGUAAAUUCAACGAACGCUGAACCUGCUCUAACAACAGCCGAUAACUCCCAGCAUCUUUCCCUGGAAAUUUGGGUGGAAACUGAGCUGUUGAUUGAAGGCGAAAGCAAGCCCAAAGAUGUCUAUUACAAUCCGGAUAAUUACACUGUGAUCAACGCAACCACUGACGUUGAAUAUGGACCAGCUUUCAUUCACAAUUACACAAUUCGCAAUUUGGGUCCUUCAAGAAUUGAAGAAGCCGAAGUCUUUUUAAUUUGGCCCGCUGCUACACUAGCGAAAGAUGACUUGGUCUACUUGUUGGAACAACCAGAAACUACUGGCCCUCUGGUGUGUGCUACUGCGAACUCAAACCCGCUGAGUUUGAAGCUAGAACAAAGGCGACGACAGUAUGUUAAUUAUUAUUCAUCAGGAAUCGUUCAUGAGCAUUUAAUCGGCUCUGGCAAGCCUAUUAAUGUUCAUACUGGCUAUGAAACUGCUACCGAACGAAGUAAUCAUUGGAAGACUUCAAAAACUGAAUCCACUUUUUCAGGAGGUUCUGUCUCAUCUGGCACUGUGUUAACCUCAUCAAGAGGAUCUGAAUCUUCAUUCCAGGGAUCUAGACCCACUUCUGGGCUGAAAAAUGAAAAUCCUGUGAUAAUUCACACUGAAACUGGAAUCAGUAGUUUGGGAAUAAGCGACGCGAUUGGUUCAAUUCAGACAACAAAGGAACCAUUGCUUCCUAACCUACAUGAUGAUAAAGUUUGGGAAACUGGUAGAAAUUUUUAUGAUAAAAAUGAAUCCCAAGCUAUCUAUCAUAGUGGUAAUGGAGAUUCUGUUAUUACCGACGACAGUUAUGUGAACACUGGAGGCAGAACUAACGUCAAGGUGACACAAACUUGGUCAGAGUCCAGGGACGAAGGAAGAAGAAGGUAUGAUGACGAAGAACGGAGGUUUAAAGAAGAACGGAGGCGGGAAGAAGAUAGAUUGGUGGAGGAAGAAAGAAGGAGGCAAGAAACUACGCGGCUUCUGGAAGAAGAAAGAAAGAGACAAGAAACCACGCGACUUUUGGAAGAAGAAAAGAGAAGGCAGGAACAGAAAUUGGGCUCGCGUGAAUUUGUUUACGGGAGUGAGAAGAAAUAUGAAGAUGAUAAGGUAGGAAAGACGGGAUUUGGAUUGAGGUUGAGAAACAUAACCUCAACUCAGGAUCUCGAGAAGUUUUUGGGAACUUUGUCUGACUCGGUAGGUUAUGAAGUUUAUCAGCGACAGGGCAAGAGGUUCUUGCAGUUCUUGGGUAGGUAUCGGGUGUCUGAAGAUGGGAAAGAGUAUGUUGAGUUUAAGGACGGUUCGAUAUUCCCGUUGAAGAAUCGGUUUGGAGAGCAGAGUUAUGUUUCUAGGAACAGCAAUGUCGAUAAAAGGUUCAUGAGAAUAGAAGGUCAAAUCAUUAAGGCGGAAGAUGGCAGGGCCUACUGUCGAAUUGACGAUGACCGGAGGUUCCCUCUACAGAGUUCUUGGUACGAAGAGAGAACCUAUAAUUUGGGGACUGUCAGUACUCAUAAUGUUGACCAAGGGGACAAGGAUGAUGAGUUUGUUGAAGGAAGUGUCAAGACACAUGAAAAUAGUUGGCGGCAAACGACUAAUACGCAUUAUGGUAAAAAAAUUGAAACUUAUGAGACGAGAUUGGAGAGCCAGCUGGUAGAGAAUCAGCAGGAUAAUGAUCAGGAAGACGGUCAGGAAGAUGAUUAUGAAGAUGAGAAUUAUGAAGAUGAUUCGAGGUACACUAGGAGCGUUGAUUUUAACAUCAAUAAGAAGACGAGUAAGGUGAAGAGACAGUUUGAAGGUUAUGAAGAAAUUAACGAGGCUGAAGAAAUUAAAGAGGAGAAAAUUCUGCCGAUGUGUGAAGCUGCUAGAUGCGUGCGUUUGAGGUGUACCUUGGGAAGGUUGGAGAAGGAUGAGGAAGUUUCUAUCAGUGCCAGGUACAGAGUUAGAGGGACGACGUUAAAGAAGAUCGCAGCUAACGAAGCAGUGAAGGUUUCCACUCAGUUGGUGGCCAGGGUCACUAAGUUGCCCUUCAUUGGAAAACCUGCUGGGGAAGUUGUUAAGAGUCAUGAGGUUUACACGAAUGUUGAGCCUACUGCCAGAGCUCCGGAGCCAGAUGUCGUUCCUCUGUGGGUUGUAGUCCUGUCGGCUUGUGCUGGAACUAUUAUUUUGCUGUUACUUAUUUUCUUACUUCAUAAGUGUGGAUUCUUCAAGAGGAAUCGACCGAGUGACGUACCUGAAAGACAACCAUUAAAUCGUAAUGGACAUUUUCAACACGGUGAUGAUCAUCUCUAAUAUUAACUUCUAGGUUGAUAACUUAAAAAAGUUAUUUAUGAAGAUUAAAAAAUUGUACAUAAGUACUGCAAUGUGCCUUGACUUAAGAGUCAUUUAUCACAAAUAUUAAUAUAUAUUAUUAAUUAAUAGUAGUCAUCAUUCAUAUAAGCAAUAAUUACUUAUUACAAUUACUAUUAAAAUUGUUUUAAGACUAUCAUUUAAAAUCGUGCCUUUGCUAUGACCAAUUUUUAUUACAUGAUAAUUAUGGUUGAAUUAACUACCAAUCGUACUUCUGCGGUAGUUUUUUACAAGUUUCUAGUCAAGAAACAUUUCUCCACUUAAAAAAACAGUAAAUAUAUAAGUAGAUAUAUAUAUUUUGAUUUAUUAAUUUUUUAAACUUUAACUACUUGUUAACUGCAGAAGUUUACGUUUUUUAAAUUUUAUUUAAACAAUUGACAUUGAAUUUAAUAUUAAGAUCUCUUUUUUGUAAAUUUUUAACUGCCAGGUGCUGAUUAUUAUUUUUUUUUAUGUUAAGUUUAAUGUCAGUAUAUUUAAUAUUUAAUUCAUAGAUAUUAAUGGGAAAAUUUGGCUGCGUGUAUAAUUUUGUAAAUUAAUUCAUAGUAAUAAUAAUAAUAAUAAUUAUUAUUAUUAUUGUAUUUUAUAUAUAAUUUAAUCCAAUUAACUUGCAAUAAUUAUUAAUGAGUGAUUAUUUUUUAACACUUCGUACGGAGUAUAAAUAACUUAAUUUAUUCAUUAAUUGUUUAAUUAAUAAUUAGAACUGAUGUGUAAAUACAGACUAAGAUUUUAAUAUUAAAACAAAUAAUAAGUAA
Cotesia glomerata is the source of this 5834-nucleotide messenger RNA. It is a transcript of the gene if, whose product is annotated as integrin alpha-PS2. The transcript is spliced from 12 exons. Gene Ontology annotation, cellular component: integrin complex; external side of plasma membrane. Gene Ontology annotation, biological process: integrin-mediated signaling pathway; cell adhesion mediated by integrin; cell-cell adhesion. Gene Ontology annotation, molecular function: integrin binding. The record is from RefSeq and is a predicted model, not a curated record. NCBI's taxonomy places the organism in Eukaryota, Metazoa, Arthropoda, Insecta, Hymenoptera, Braconidae. Bases 358 to 5025 code for a protein of 1555 amino acids.